AUGAGUUCUGAAUCAAAGAGUUGUGAGUCGUCAGACUCAGAUGACAAUGUAAUCAUCUUCUACGAGCCAGAAACCAACACAACAGCUUCCACAGGAAAAGCAAAAAUGCCUAAAGGAAGAGAGGGCCUAAAGACCGCGUUUGGACUCGUGGGCAACGACGAAUAG
Molecule: messenger RNA, 165 nt
Organism: Aspergillus caelatus
Lineage: Eukaryota; Fungi; Ascomycota; Eurotiomycetes; Eurotiales; Aspergillaceae
Exons: 2
Coding region: 1-165 (54 amino acids)
Source: RefSeq, a predicted model, not a curated record